Messenger RNA from Falco peregrinus (peregrine falcon), 1517 nucleotides. RefSeq names its product quinoid dihydropteridine reductase (gene QDPR). Gene Ontology annotation, cellular component: cytoplasm. The record is from RefSeq and is a predicted model, not a curated record. Bases 70 to 789 code for a protein of 239 amino acids. NCBI's taxonomy places the organism in Eukaryota, Metazoa, Chordata, Aves, Falconiformes, Falconidae. Gene Ontology annotation, biological process: L-phenylalanine catabolic process; tetrahydrobiopterin biosynthetic process. Gene Ontology annotation, molecular function: NADH binding; NADPH binding; 6,7-dihydropteridine reductase activity. The transcript is spliced from 7 exons.
CAGCCCGCAUGCGCAGGCGGGGCCGGCCGGGCCGCGCUGGGGCUGCAGCCGGAGCGGCGGGCGGCGAGCAUGGCGGCGGCGGGCAGGGUGCUGGUGUACGGGGGCAGAGGGGCGCUGGGCUCGCAGUGCGUGCGGUACUUCAAGUCCAGGAACUGGUGGGUGGCCAGCAUCGACCUGGCGGAGAACGAGGACGCCAGCGCCAACGUGGUGGUGGAGCCGACCGACUCCUUCCCCGAGCAGGCCGAGCAGGUGACAACAGAGGUUGGAAAACUUCUUGGUGAAGAAAAGGUGGAUGCGAUCUUGUGUGUAGCUGGAGGAUGGGCUGGAGGCAGCGCCAAAGCUAAGUCUUUAUACAAUAACUGUGAUCUGAUGUGGAAGCAGAGUGUUUGGACGUCAACUAUUUCCAGCCACCUAGCCACAAAACACCUGAAAGAAGGCGGCCUGUUGACUUUGACAGGAGCUCAGGCUGCUUUAUCUGGAACCCCAGGGAUGAUUGGCUACGGCAUGGCCAAAGGAGCAGUGCAUCAGCUUUGUCAGAGUUUAGCUGGUGCCAAUAGUGGCUUGCCAUCUGGGUCUGCUGCUGUUGCCAUUUUACCGGUUACCUUAGAUACACCAGCAAACAGGAAAUCAAUGCCUGGUGCAGAUUUCAGCUCCUGGACAUCCUUAGAAUUCAUUGCUGAAACCUUUUACAACUGGAUAACAGGGAAGAAUCGACCAAACUCGGGGAGUCUUAUCCAGGUGAUAACUACAGGAGGGAAGACUGAACUCGUUGCAGCAGCACAUCUUUGAUGUCAGUCACUUGAGCUGGUGGAGCUUUAGCAAAGGAGAAGCUAUGGAAAAUCUGUGCCAGUAUAAUUUGGAUGGUCUUCUGUAUCCAGUAAUUGUAGUUAUGUCACUAAUGGAACCAAAUUUCAAGUAAUAUUUCUGUGCUGUCUGUUUUGAGCUAUCAGCAUUUAUUUACCAACAAGUAUCGCGUAUUUGUCUCUAAAUGAAAGUUGCCACUUCUGAGCAUUUUAUGUUGACUUACCUGUUUUGUCUGAAAUGGGAAUUGUGCUUAAUUAUGUUAUGUAAUAACAUAAGGGUUGGAUUUUUUUCUCAUAAGUGUUUCUGGCAACUUACUGUGAAUCUUUCAGUGGUCUGCCUUUUUCUGUCUGAGAACAUAACCCUGCCUCUGCAUAUUAUGUUGGCUGUAAUUAUAGGAAACACUGCAGCCAUAUAUAACGUCCUAGUCUUGUAACAUUUUUCUUGUCAAGUUCCACUUGAGUUAAUGGAACUGUAUAGAGAUUACUCAUGUGAGAAGGAGUUCCUAAUCUGCCUUACAGUUUAUAAGCUGCUGUCAGGCCUACAGUUGUAAGAUAAAAGAUUUGUUCUGUCAGAUGGCUAGGAUGUCUUUGCGUUGGUCUUGACAGUUCUUUACCUUUUCAAAAAGCAAAGUGAUGUAAAGAAGUACUAGCAUACAUACACUUCUGUUGGAAUAUGGAAUUUUUGUGCUAAAUAAACAUAUAUUGUUUUACAUA